UGUACUCUGCGUCCAACCUUCUAGUGCUAUUAAAUGACUGGAUUCUGCGAAAGGAGCUGCAGCAGAGCCUGCCUGUGUCGCUGCCCCAGCAGAAGCUGCUGACCUGGCUGAGCGUGCUAGAAUGCGUGGAGGUCUUUGCAGAGAUGGGGACAGCCAGGGUGUGGGGGGAGAUGGGCCGAUGGACCAUCAUUGUCCUCAUCCAGCUGGCUAAAGCCAUCCUUCGUCUCUUGCUCCUGCUGUGGUACAAAGCUGGCAUCCAGACAUCUCCUCCCAUCGUGCCACUAAACAGGGAGCAGCAGCAGCCUCUCCACCCGCAAGACACAGAAGACAACUCCUCAGGGAAGGAUCAGACCUAUGUUGGCAAGCGUUCCAGCCGUGUUGUGCGCUCUCUCCAGAGCACCCCGUCCCUGCAGUCCCGGCACUGGGGUUCCCCCCAGCAGAGGGAGGAGUCGCAGAGCCGAAGAGCAGAGGAGGUGAACCAGCCUCCCACCCCUCUGGGUCUCCAAGAAACCAUCGCAGAAUCCAUCUACAUUACCCGCCCUCUGCUCCACCUAUUGAGUUUAGGAGUUUGGGGCCAAAGGUCAUGGAAACCCUGGCUCCUCUCAGCAGUGCUGGACAUCUCAAGUCUGAGCUUGCUGAGUGAUCUGAAAGACCUGAACAGGCGAGAGCGAGCGGAGCUGAGGCGACGGACCAUCCUACUGCUGUACUACCUGCUGAGAUCUCCUUUCUAUGACCGAUAUUCAGAGGACAGGAUCCUCCUCCUUCUGCGCUUGUUGGCUGAUUACGUGCCUGGAGUUGGCUUUGUCACACGGCCACUGAUGGAUUACUUGCCUGCUUGGCAGAAAAUCUAUUUCUAUAACUGGGGCUGAUGAGAAGAAGAUGAUUAUUCUCUGCUAAGAUCAUGGCUGGACAUUUCUAAGGAGGGCAAGCAGUCCAGGGGAGGGAUGUUGAUAAUGUCUGAUUUUCAGUUAAAUCCUCAAUGAGAAGUUCCCGUCCUGCAGGGUGGGGAGGGAGGCCGUAUGUAAUUUUUUUUAACAGAUCUAGCUGUGAAUGAUGGACACUACAUGCGUGGAGGGACCCUGGCUGCCUCUUUCUCCGCAGCUGCAGCAAUGGUGAUGGGACAACCUCUUUUUUUCAAGCAUUUGAUUUUUUUCCCCUUUUGUAUGGCUGCACUAUAACGAAGCGGGGCAGCAUAGUGUUUUUUGGAGA
Molecule: messenger RNA, 1209 nt
Organism: Tauraco erythrolophus (red-crested turaco)
Lineage: Eukaryota; Metazoa; Chordata; Aves; Musophagiformes; Musophagidae
Source: RefSeq, a predicted model, not a curated record